This is a messenger RNA of Symbiodinium sp. CCMP2592, 582 nucleotides long. The record is from the annotation of a GenBank genome assembly. Lineage: Eukaryota; Dinophyceae; Suessiales; Symbiodiniaceae.
AUGUUGCAGCUACAAAGCUACAGAAAGUCGGCAGCCAGUAGCUCCAAGCUCUUGGCAGGUGGUGAGGCAUGGGUGGAAAAUCCGGAGAACUAUGAGAAGGAGCUGAUGCAGCGCAUGCAGGAGCGUCAGGAGCUGCUGAAAGACACCCAGCUCGAGGUCACCAAAGUGCUGGAGAAUCUCCAGGCGUGGGCCGCGGACGCAGCACGCUGCCAUGAUGCCCAGUCAUUAGGCUGGGCGCUCUCCUCACUGGACGUGGCCGGUGGUGAUGCCGAGCGCUGUGUGGCAGAGGGCGCAGGUGAUGGCAGCCUCCUUCACGUCUGUGCUCGCUCCUCCGGUUUGGCAGCCAGCCGCGGAGGGCGAGGCUCGCAUGGUGCCCGUUCCACGGCUCGGGCCCUCGUCGGCUGGGGUGCGCAGCCGGACCAGCCCGAUCCAUCCGGUGAGACCCCCUUGCAGCUGGCACUGCGGCGGCCCCUGGGCGGCGCCGCGGCGAAGGAGCCCGCCAAAGCGUUGCUGGAGGUCAAUGCUGACCCAGAUCAGAUUUCUCGGCCGGGGACUGAUGAGACCUUGCUGAUGGAGGCCUGA